AUGGCUACUAGAACUCAAUUUGAAAACUCUAAUGAGAUUGGUGUCUUCUCCAAAUUAACAAACACGUAUUGUUUAGUUGCAUUGGGUGGAUCUGAAAACUUUUAUUCUGCUUUUGAAGCUGAAUUGGGUGAUUCCAUCCCAAUUGCUCAUACAACUAUCGCUGGUACCCGUAUUAUUGGUAGGAUGACCGCUGGUAAUCGUAGAGGUUUAUUGGUUCCUACUCAAACUACUGAUCAAGAACUGCAACAUCUAAGAAAUAGUUUACCGGAUUCUGUCAAAAUCCAAAGAGUCGAAGAAAGAUUAUCUGCUUUAGGUAAUGUCAUCUGCUGUAAUGAUUAUGUUGCUCUAGUGCAUCCAGAUAUUGACAGAGAAACAGAAGAAUUGAUAAGUGAUGUCCUUGGUGUUGAAGUCUUUAGACAGACUAUCUCAGGUAAUAUUUUGGUUGGUUCCUACUGUGCGUUAAGUAACCAAGGUGGUUUAGUCCACCCACAAACUUCUGUCCAAGAUCAAGAAGAGCUAUCCUCGUUACUACAAGUCCCAUUAGUUGCCGGUACCGUUAACCGUGGUAGUGCUGUUGUUGGUGCAGGUAUGGUCGUUAAUGACUACUUAGCAGUCACUGGUCUAGAUACUACUGCUCCGGAAUUGAGUGUUAUUGAAAGUAUUUUCCGUUUACAAGAUGCUAAUCCAGAUGCUAUCUCUGGUAACUUACGUGACACUUUGAUUGAGACUUAUUCUUAG
Messenger RNA from Tetrapisispora phaffii CBS 4417, 738 nucleotides. RefSeq names its product translation initiation factor 6 (gene TIF6). The record is from RefSeq and is a predicted model, not a curated record. NCBI's taxonomy places the organism in Eukaryota, Fungi, Ascomycota, Saccharomycetes, Saccharomycetales, Saccharomycetaceae. The transcript has a single exon. Gene Ontology annotation, biological process: maturation of LSU-rRNA; cytosolic ribosome assembly; assembly of large subunit precursor of preribosome. Gene Ontology annotation, molecular function: ribosomal large subunit binding. Gene Ontology annotation, cellular component: cytosol; preribosome, large subunit precursor; nucleolus. Bases 1 to 738 code for a protein of 245 amino acids.